Molecule: messenger RNA, 1219 nt
Organism: Ichthyophthirius multifiliis
Lineage: Eukaryota; Ciliophora; Oligohymenophorea; Hymenostomatida
Product: zinc c2h2 type family protein, putative
Exons: 5
Biological process (GO): ribosomal large subunit biogenesis
Cellular component (GO): preribosome, large subunit precursor
Source: RefSeq, a predicted model, not a curated record
UUGAUAUAUAUAUUUUUAAUAAUUAAAAAAAAUGGAAUUUUAAAUAGUCAAAGGUGGUUAAGAUUAUAAUUGUUAUUGUUGCUCAUUAUUAUUCGAUAGUGGUGAAAAUUAUAAACUCCAUUAUAAAUCAGAUUUUCAUCGUUAUAAUUUAAAAAGAAAAAUGAUUGAUUUAAGCCCUGUUACAUUUGAAGAGUUUUAAAGAUAAUUUUUAAAUUCUAGUGUUAAAUCUUAAACCACUUCUUAAACAAAUUGUCUAAAGUGUGUAGCUUGCAAACUUUUCUUCUAAUCAAACAUAUAAGUAGCAUAUAUAGAGUAAAAAACAUGCGGAAAAAAUGAAAAAAUAUUAAUUGGAUGAAAAAUAAGUAAAAUUUGACUUUAUAGUCAAUGAGAAUAAACGAACUACAUAGAAUGAUGUAUCAAUAUGUUUGUUUUGUGAUAAAAUAAAUGAUAAUAUACAAUAAAAUCUAAAACACAUGGAAAUAAAUCAUGGAUUUUUUAUUUGUGAAGAAAAAUAUAUUAAAGAUUUAGAAGGAUUAAUACUUUUUUUGGCUAAAUAAAUAAAUGAAUAACUUGUCUGUAUUUUCUGCGAAUAUCAUGAAAGUAGACCUUUUCCAGAUGCUGAAAGUGUAAAGAAACAUAUGAUUGACAAAGGACAUUGUUUUAUGAAUAAUGAAUUGUUCUUUUAACUUUAUUGCGAUUUUUAUGAUUUUACGUCUGCUAUAAAAGGUAUUAUAGAAUAGAAUAAACAAGAACUCUAUUUAAAAUAUAAGCAAUCAUAAAUUGCAUAAGGUGUAGUAUUGAAUGAAUUAGGUGAGGCUGAAUUGCCAAAUGGAAAAAUUAUUGGACAUAGGUCUUUGGCUGUAUAAUAUAAUUAAUAUUAUAGACCAAUGGCUUCUUAAGAAUCAAAAAUUAAAGCUUUGGUAGGAGAGGAUUAAUAUAAAUAAAAUUAAGAAUAAAUAAUUAAAUAUGAAAAAGAAUUGGUAAAUUUUUAUUUUUAAUUAUUUAAUAUUUUUGUUAUCUAGAUUAUAGAAAAAUAAAAAGAUUUAAAAGAAAGUAAAAACUACUAUUUUUAAGAUUAUAAACAUAUAAAUAAUUUGAGAUAUAAUAACUUAAAAUUGGGAUUAGAAACAAAUAAAGUUCAAAAUAGUCACGUAUAUUAAGGCAAAUUAUGAUAUGUAUACUAAGAAUUAUAUAUGAUAUACGAUAUACUUUUUAUUUU